AUGGGAGACAGGGUGUUCCCCCCCACCUCACCGCCCCCCUCACCUGGGGACGCCCUGCAAGGAGAGCGCACCCCCCCGCAGCGCGACCGACCCAUCUCUCCAGCCAUCGUCCCCUCCGGACAGCCUGUCUCACCCGUCCCUCCAGCCAUCACCCCCUCCGAAAAGACCGUCUCGCCCGUCCCUGCAACCGUGACCCCCUCCAGGCAGCCCAUCUGCCCCCCAGCCGUGACACCCCCCUCCAAGAGCAGCACCCCACAGCGUGACCGACCUGUCCCUCCAGCCGCAACGCCGUCAGGACAGCCCGUCUCCCCCAUCCCUGCAGCUGCGGCCCCCUCGGCCGAGAGCAUCUCCCCCUGGUGUGACCAGUCCCCCCCCGGACCCCCCCAGCCCCCUCUGACGGAGCACCCCAAAGAAGAGGCAUCGCCCCACGCCGCUGGCCAGCCAGUCCCCAUCCAUGCUGCUGCCGCCCCUUGCCCGGCAGAGACGCUGCCCCGCGGGAGCGAACCCCCGGCCCCAGCUGCUGGUGAAGGGGCCCCCUCCGAUGCCAAGAGCCCCCCGGGUGGCACAGCCGGACCCUCGAAGGAUGUGCUGCCCCGCAGUGACCGCCCCACGCCAGCUGCAGCCUCGCCGGCUCCUGCUGCCAGCCCCAGGCCCAAGCAAGAUGCCCAAAAAGCCCAGGCGAGGCACAAGCAGGCGAAGGAGCGGCGCGAGGAGCGAGCCAAGUACCUGGCCGCCAAGCGGGUGCUGUGGCUGGAGAAGGAGGAGAAGGCCAGGCUGCUGCGGGAGAAGCAGCUGGAGGAACGCCGCAAGCGCCUGGAGGAGCAGCGGCUGAAGGCGGAGAAGCGCCGCGCCAUCCUGGAGGAGCGGCAGAGGCAGAAGCUCGAGAAGAACAAGGAGCGCUACGAGGCAGCGAUCCAGCGGUCGGCCAAGAAGACGUGGGCAGAGAUCCGGCAGCAGCGGUGGUCCUGGGCUGGGGCCCUGCACCACGGCUCCCCUGCGCACAAGGAUGGUGCGAGCCGGUGCUCGGUGUCCGCUGUAAACCUCCCCAAACACGUCGACUCUAUAAUCAACAAGCGGCUCUCCAAAUCCUCUGCCACCCUCUGGAACUCUCCCAGUAGAAACCGCAGCUUGCAGCUGAGCCCAUGGGAGAGCAGCAUCGUGGACCGGCUGAUGACGCCCACCCUGUCCUUCCUUGCGCGCAGCCGGAGCGCCGUGACGCUGGCCGGGAACGGCAAAGAGCAGGCUGUGCCCGUGUGCCCCCGCUCGGCCUCUGCCAGCCCCCUCAGCCCCUGCCACAACCACCGCCUGCAGCACCGCUGCUGGGAGAGGCGGAAGGGGACCACCAGCAGCCCCGACGUGACGCCGCGCCGCAGGACCGAGUCUUCGCCUCAGAAGAAGAAGGAGAAGAAGGAGAAGGAUCGGGAGAACGCCAAGGAGCGCAGCGCCCUGUCCCGCGAGCGCAGCCUCAAGAAGCGGCAGUCGCUGCCAGCGGCACAGCCCCGGCUCCUGCCCGCAGCGGACAGCAGCCCCGGCCCCAAGAACCGUCCCUCAUCCCCUGCCACCCCCAAAGCCCGUCCUGCAUCCCCCAGCCCGGCCCUUGGCUCUCCCCACAAGCCGCCCCUGCCCCGCAGCACCCACUCCUCUCCCAAGGUGCGGGCCAGGGCCCGGGAGGAGCGGGGGGAGCAGGAGGGCCAGGCGAAGGCACGCGAGAGGAAGGAGGAGGAGCGGAGCCCGGCCCCCCCAGCCCUCCCUGAGACCCCCAAGGUGCCCGCAGAGCCAACAGCAGGCAGACCCCCAGCUGGCACCACGGACCGGGAGGAGGCUGCCCGGCUGCUGGCAGAGAAGCGGCGCCAGGCGCGUGAGCAGCGGGAGCGUGAGGAGCGUGAGCGCCGGGAGCAGGAGGAGCGGGAGAGGCGGCUGCAGGAGGAGCAGGUGCAGCAGGCAGCGGAGGAGCAGACCCGCAGAGAGGCCCUGGCACGCCAGCAGGAGGAGGAACGGCGGCUGCAGGAGGAACGAGAGGCCCAGGAGAGAGCACGGGCCGAGCGGGAGGAGAUGGAGCGGCUGCAGAGACAGAGGGAAGAGGCCGAGGCGAGGGCGCGUGAAGAGGCUGAGCGGCAGCGCCUGGAGCGGGAGAAGCACUUCCAGCGCGAGGAGCAGGAGCGGCUGGAGAGGAAGAAGCGCCUGGAAGAGAUCAUGAAAAGGACGCGCAAGUCGGAUGCAGCGGAUGCCAAGAAGGAGGACAAGAAGGUGGUGAACGGGAAAGUGGCCGAGCAGGAGGAUGUCCUAGGCCGCGAGAAGCAUGCAGGGCCGAUGCCGAAGGAGGAGGAACUCCCUGAGAUGAAGACGCCGAGCACGGGGACUCCGGGGGGUCUGAAGGGCCUGGCGGGUGAGGAGCUGCAGCCAAGCUCCCCAGCCAAGGAGGUGGCAUCCCCAGCAUCCCUGGUGAACGGCGUGCAGCCCGGCAAGCAUGAGAACGGCUUCUCAGGCACUGAGGGGUCGCAGGAGCUGCUGGAGCUCUCCCACCACGGCAGCAGCCCUGGCAGCAUCAUCCCCUUCGGCGACAAGGAGCCCUUCCUCAAGCAGGCCGUGGUCAAGCCCCCCCAGGUGACAGAGGUGCUGUGA
This is a messenger RNA of Haliaeetus leucocephalus (bald eagle), 2622 nucleotides long. RefSeq names its product MAP7 domain containing 1 (gene MAP7D1). The transcript has 18 exons. The coding region runs from base 1 to 2622 and encodes 873 amino acids. NCBI's taxonomy places the organism in Eukaryota, Metazoa, Chordata, Aves, Accipitriformes, Accipitridae. The record is from RefSeq and is a predicted model, not a curated record. Gene Ontology annotation, cellular component: microtubule cytoskeleton. Gene Ontology annotation, biological process: microtubule cytoskeleton organization.